AUGCGUGACAAAUCGGGGCUCAUUUUGGUCAUUUUCUUAUCGUUUACCGUUUGUCAAGCGGUAGAUGAGGGAAAAUCUCGAUUUCAAAUCCCCUCCUCCACUGAAUUCAAAUGUCAAAACGAGUUCCCCCUCAAAGAAACGGUGAAUCUCUUAAAAAAAAUCGUGGACAAGUAUGGAGAACGACGAAAUGAAAGAGAUGUUGAUGGAAAUGAGUGGACAUCCAUGUUGAUCGAUCAAUCCAAAGAGAUUAAGGUGGAUGGUCGAGAGUUCCGGUUGAAUUCCCCGGAAAAAGUCGAGACAACGUUUUUCUUGGAAAUUCUUGAAUUGCUUGAUGAGGAGAUAUUUGUGGUGCCUGGGCACACAAAAGCUCUCUGGAGUGCUCGACAUCCUGAUAGAACUUUCCUUCUGCAUAAGAUCUCGUUCGAUUGCGGGAAAGACGAGGUGGCUUGCGGUUUACAAUGUUGUUCGUGUCGGACUCGAUCUAUUCAAAAUGAUUUCCUGGAAGAGAUUGCUGAAAAGAGGAAACGAUUCAGGAGAUCACCGACGAGGGUCAUUUCGAGGAAAUACUUUAAUGAUUAUCAAAUCACUCAAAACGGGAUCACGUAUUCACUGGAGCCGAAAUCGGGAAUGAAUUGUCGAUAUCGUUUAAGUCAAUUCGACGAUCUUUACAAGAGAAGAAAUGUUUAUAAUAUAAGGACAGACACCAUUUUCUACAAGUGUCCCCCGGGACACGGUUGCUGCUCGUUGGGCUGUGUGCUGAUUUCUAAAACUCUAGAAAUCUCACAACCACCAUCAGUUGAAUACAUGCUUGAUAGACCUCGUCAAGCCCUUGUUUUUGCUCAAACUUUUUUCAACGAGAACUCCCUCUACAUUUAUGCCCUCUUAAUUUUCCUCGUCGCCUUUCUUUUCAUCAUCAUCCUUGUCGUACACAUCAAAAAAAUUAAAUCGAUGAAUACGAAUUCGCAAAAAUUGGCCCGAAAUCUGCGCCAUAAAACGACGGAGACGCAAACAUCGAUGGCUUCUUUGCUGUUGCUUGAUAGUACCCAAUCGACGAUUCGUCUCAUUCCACCAUCGUCCUUCUCAAUUCAAAUGCGAGACGAUCAAAGUUUCCUCGAAUUGGGAUCUCAUCCCUCAAAAUCCCCUCAUAAACGCCCGCAUUCCUCAAUCGUCGACUACCAAAUUCAACCGAAAUUCAAAUUCCUCUCCUCACCCACCGAUCAACCCUAUUCCUCUCCAACAUUUGACUAUUACAGUCAUACGUGGAACCCAAAAAAAAGCUACGAUUCGUCGAAUCCCUACCAAUCAACAACUCUUCCACGAAAUGUUUCCACUUUUAAACCGUUGAACACUUCUCCUUUGAAAGGCAUC
Messenger RNA from Mesorhabditis belari, 1368 nucleotides. The record is from the annotation of a GenBank genome assembly. NCBI's taxonomy places the organism in Eukaryota, Metazoa, Nematoda, Chromadorea, Rhabditida, Rhabditidae.